Rana temporaria (common frog) is the source of this 2906-nucleotide messenger RNA. RefSeq names its product protein mono-ADP-ribosyltransferase TIPARP-like. The transcript is spliced from 6 exons. Lineage: Eukaryota; Metazoa; Chordata; Amphibia; Anura; Ranidae. Gene Ontology annotation, molecular function: NAD+ poly-ADP-ribosyltransferase activity. The record is from RefSeq and is a predicted model, not a curated record. Bases 657 to 2147 code for a protein of 496 amino acids.
CAUGACGUGAUCCGGUCUACGCUGUUCCUUGUUUGGGUUUUAUGGUGCCGUGAAAUGACUCAAUGUCCUCCUGUACCGUGCCCUUCUCCGGUAUUCUAUGAUUCAUCUCUGGAACUUCCCUGCGGGUUUUUAGGAGUGUUUAUGAUGAGAACUAACAAUCAUUUACAUAAAGUAAAAAGUGAAAGUAAAAGUAGCCAGGCUGCUACUGCCGUCUCUGUUCCUGCUGCUCCGUUCUGAAAGCAAAAGCCUGCAGCUGAUCCAAAGAAGCAUGGACUUCAGCCUGGAGACUGGGUUAUGGUAGAAAAAAAAAAACAGAACCCCAAGAACUCAUCUUCUCAAGUGGAAAGAGCCACACCAAAUGCCCAUUGUCACAUCCACUGUGUCCAAGCUUGCUAGCAAAGGUCCCUGGACAAAUGGUAUCCGCCAAAAGUGAUUGUGGUGGAGCCAAAGGACAACCCCUAUGCCCUUCAAGAGUUACCCCACCAAACUUAGGAGCAUUAGAAAAAACCGCUCUGUGCAACUAGCUCACCACAACAUUUGUAGAGAAGUUUCGUGGAUAUGUAUCAAUAUAAAAUCAAGAGGCUGCAUCACCCUCUAUAUAUUUAACUCAGAAUAAAUAGUAGUUCCAAAGUAGUCCCCCAGCUGUUCAAUGGGACAUGUAUCCAAUCAGAGGGAAGAGGAGGAAGACAUCAUUAGACAUUAAGCCGGAAGAGAUCACUGGACUAGAUCCCAUACAAGAAGAAAUAGCUUUACAAAAAUUGGAACUUUGCACUGAGAAUACUUUUAGAACAGUUACCUUGCCCAGUGAGGUCACACUGUAUAGUGAAAAUCUGGUGCCAUUAAAUGCCAAUAGCUACAAUAUCCACUAUAUCCACCUAGACGAUGACAUAGAUAUCUGUUCAAACUUUUUGAUUGGUCGAUGCUUUCAGGGUCUUUUGUGCCCAAAGCACCACACUGCGUGGCCCUAUGUAUGGCAGCUGAGGUAUAAAGCCACAGUGGUUUGGUUUGACAUUGACCUAGGAGCUCAACUGGUCCUGGAGAGGCUAUACAGUGACCCAGCUACGGGCCAAGUCACCGGAUUCCACCAUGGUUCUAAAAUACCAAUUGACCUCACCACGAUGUCCAUCCAAAACAGCCUAGUGUUUGAUCGUGUCCGACGUCUCUCUACCUCAACCUGUCCCACCACCGAGUUCCACACUGACUACAAAUAUUACUAUGAAGAAGGAGAGAACAAAUGGGCGGAAUAUAGUCCGGACUUUGUGAAAUGCAUAGAAGAAGGCCUCCGGGAGCAUCAUGAAGAGGUCUUAUGCAAAAUUGGCCAGUUUAGUUAUUCCCUUCACCUGGUCAACAUGGUGCAAACUAACAUGGAUACCGAGACCAAGAGGAGGAUGAGGAAACGGCCAGUGCUCCAAUCUCCCAUUGUAAUGGUUCAUAAGCUGCGAGACCUAUAUAAUUCACUCUGUCCUCGGAAUUCGCUGGAAACGUUUAGAAGCCAUCCUGAUAAAGAUGAUGAUUACCCCAAGACCUGGAUCAUUACCAAUCAAAACCUUAUCUACGAAAAGUGCCUUGUAGCCCACACAGAUAGCGAGUACGCACACAUCUACACCUACUUCCACAAGACCAUGGCAGAAUCCAAGUACGUCAUCCUGGAGGUCUUCCGAAUACAGAACUACUUCCAGUGGAGAAAAUACUCACAGAAGAAAAAAUUCAUGCAAAGCAUGCUUAAAGAAACCAAAGACGGUUGCUUGGAGCGCUACCUGUUCCACGGCACAAAAUCAAACCACAUAGAGGCCAUUUUUAAACUGAACUUUGAUCCACGUGUGUCAGGCACGAAUGCAACGGCUUACGGUAAAGGGAGCUACUUUGCCAAGGAUGCCAGUUACUCUCACAGUUAUGCUCCCCCCUCCCCCGAAGGUCACCACUUUAUGUUUCUUGCCAAGGUAUUGGUGGGACGUACAACAUUGGGUAAUAACUCUUACACCCGACCACCACUGUUAAAUGAAGAGUGUGCUUCAAGCCUUCUCUAUGACUCGUGCGUGAACAAAACUAUAGACCCAACAAUAUUCAUUAUUUUCGACAAUGACCAGUUCUACCCAUAUUUUAUCAUUAAAUACCAGAAGUUGCAAGAUAUAGUCCUUCUGGAUUAAAGAAGACCUUUACAUGAAUACCUGUACUCAGAGGCGGCUCUAGGCUUUGUGAGGCCUUAGGCAAAAUUUAGACACAAGGCUCCACUCACGCCCAUAAUGGACAAAGUUUCCGCCACCUGGCCCGACUCCUGACCCGAAUAGGCAGCCAGCCAGAAGCGGAGAGGCCAGGUGAGUGGUGCCGGCUGAAGGAGCAGCUCAGCUGCUUUAGGGCCUCACAUGGACUUGUGGCCCGCCCGGUGUGCCCUAUGGCUGCCCGCACAGCUUUUAUAGAUGGCACCUGGAGACUGUUGGUCAGUCCAGUGAUCGAGCAGAGGCGAAUUAGGUGGCCGCGAAGCCCCUGUGAGUGUGAGGGCUUAGGCGGCCGCCCAAUUUGCCUAAUUAGAGAGCCGCCUCUGCCUGUACUUAUUUUCUGUACACUCAAACAUAGUGAUUUACAGGACUUGGCUCAUCAACUUUUAUGGAAGAGAUGUGGAAAUGUGUACAGUUUGAGGUUUUAUCUAAGACAGACUGAUUCUUACCUUUGAUGGAUGAGCUGUAGUAUGAGUAAAACCUAAAGUAUUGUCUGAAAAACUUUGAAAAUCACCAGCACUAUAGGUAACUCUUUAAUUAUGAAAAUGACCAGGGGUACCAAUAUUUUAUUGUCGAAUAUCUAAAAGUGCAAAACGUGUUUUUGGAACGAUAACUGUAAUUACUUAUUUUCUUUCCAUUUACAAACUGUGGUUUACGGCAGUGGUUCUCAACCUCAGUCCUCAAGUACCC